AUGAAAGGAUUUGCUUUCAAAUGUCACCUAGGACAUUAUGUCUUUGCCAUUGAAGACAUUGAAGACUCUAAGCUUUCCAACAUGACCCUGGAUCCUUUGCAAAACUUAACAAUUGUCACUUAUGCUUCGGAUGACCAUUUCCCUGAGACAAAAAUGAUGUUGUAUUUGUGGAGAUACAAAUAUCCAAAAAUUCCGAUAAUUUUCUAUUCCUUGGGAUUAACGAAUAGUCAGAAAAGUGAACUUUCAAAAGUUUGUCUGCUCACAGUGAGGGAAUUCGACUUUGCAAAGUAUCCACCACAUGUGAAAAUUCUACAAAAUUAUGCUUUUAAGAUGGCGAUUCUUGGGGAGGUUUACAAAACGAAUGAAUUCUUCUAUUUGAUGGACUCAAGUCUGCGGCCGUUCAACUCGUCCGCUUUUCUGGAUUAUAUUGAGGCUUCUUAUGUUGAAAAGGUUUGUAAACAAAGAAUGUAUAGCUAUCUGCCCAUCCAAAAAGAGCUCAAUGAUCGAAUCCAAUUCGCUGGUGGAUCGAUUUUGGUGAAAAGGAGCGCGUUUAGUUCACAGAUUAUAAAAUGGGCCUUGCUUUGCGCCAUGACUGAUGAGUGUAUCAGUCCUGUGGGUUCAUUCAGAGAAUGCGACUUCCCGAAAGGAAUCACCACUUGUCAUAGAUAUGAUCAAAGCAUGCUGAACAUCCUACUCUACAACGCUCUUCAAGAGUCUCCGGAUUGGGACAAAAUGGUCCUUGAUUGGCCUUAUAACGACGCUGAAUCUGUACGCCGGGAAAAUCAAUGGAACUUCACUUUACCCAAAGAAAUUUUGUGUAUA
Mesorhabditis belari is the source of this 822-nucleotide messenger RNA. Lineage: Eukaryota; Metazoa; Nematoda; Chromadorea; Rhabditida; Rhabditidae. The record is from the annotation of a GenBank genome assembly.